Molecule: messenger RNA, 417 nt
Organism: Ogataea parapolymorpha DL-1
Lineage: Eukaryota; Fungi; Ascomycota; Pichiomycetes; Pichiales; Pichiaceae
Exons: 1
Coding region: 1-417 (138 amino acids)
Source: RefSeq, a predicted model, not a curated record
AUGUCAGACAGGUGGAUAAGCCUUUUGGGGAGCGAACUUGAGCCAGCAUUGCUUCAAAAAGUUGGCUUGGACAUCAAAAACUCAACGAAGGUAGUUCUCAGAGACUGCGAAAUUUACAACUUCUACGAUGCUGGGGUCAGCUUUGUUAUAGUUAACAAUAAAAUCGACAGUAUUGAUUUCUUCUUCAGGAACAAGUCGUUCAGACCGUGCCAGUUGGCUCUGCCUUAUAAUCUAGAUUCACAAUUUACCGGAAGGCGUUUGUUGGAGGCUUUGGGAGAGCCUUUGGAAAAGGGUGGGGGCACCUCAUCGAACAUCAAUAUCUGGCUCAGAUGGAAAAAUUUACAGGUCGAGCUGGAUGAUAAGAGUUGGGAAACGGCUAAAGACGCAUUAAUGAAGUCGAUUACCAUAUUCAAUUAG